Messenger RNA from Monodelphis domestica (gray short-tailed opossum), 12504 nucleotides. RefSeq names its product ST8 alpha-N-acetyl-neuraminide alpha-2,8-sialyltransferase 5 (gene ST8SIA5). Gene Ontology annotation, molecular function: alpha-N-acetylneuraminate alpha-2,8-sialyltransferase activity. Lineage: Eukaryota; Metazoa; Chordata; Mammalia; Didelphimorphia; Didelphidae. Gene Ontology annotation, biological process: oligosaccharide metabolic process; N-glycan processing. The record is from RefSeq and is a predicted model, not a curated record.
CCGAGCCAGGAUGGGCUACGCCGACCCCUCGGCGAACCGGGAUCUGCUCGGGAAUCGAACUUUGUUUUUCAUCUUCAUCUGCGCCUUUGCCGUGGUGACCUUGCUGCAACAGAUCCUAUAUGGCCGAAACUACAUCAGGAGAGGCCUGCAGUUUAGCUGGCACAGUGGGGAGGAGAUGGCCAACUGGACCAACGGGCCCUCUAAUGUCACGGAAGACAGAGCACUGCAGAGCAGCGGUGACACCAGCACCAGGUACUUCGAAUUUUAUGAGGGGCCUUUUGAAUAUAACUCCACCAGAUGCCUGGAACUUCGCCAUGAAAUUCUGGAGGUGAAGGUGCUGUCUAUGGUGAAGCAAUCAGAGCUGUUUGACAGGUGGAAGAGUCUCCAGAUGUGCAAAUGGGCGAUGAAUAUCUCAGAAGCUAACCAGUUCAAGUCCACUCUUUCCAGGUGCUGUAAUGCUCCUUCCUUUCUCUUCACCACCCAGAAAAACACCCCUCUGGGCACAAAACUCAAGUAUGAGGUAGACACGAGCGGCAUCUACCACAUCAACCAGGAAAUCUUUCGAAUGUUUCCCAAGGACAUGCCAUAUAAUCGCUCUCAGUUUAAGAAGUGCGCAGUUGUGGGGAAUGGAGGCAUCCUGAAGAACAGCCGGUGUGGGAGAGAGAUUGAUAGCGCAGACUUCGUGUUCCGGUGUAACCUACCCCCAAUCUCAGAGAAGUACACCGGGGAUGUUGGGGCAAAGACUGAUGUUGUGACUGUGAAUCCUAGCAUCAUAACAGAGAGGUUCCACAAGCUGGAGAAGUGGAGACGACCUUUCUACCAGGUGUUGCAGGUCUACGAGAAUGCCUCUGUGCUUCUUCCGGCUUUCUACAAUACCCGCAACACGGACGUCUCGAUCCGCGUUAAGUACGUGCUGGAUGACUUUGAGUCCCCGCAGGCGGUCUACUAUUUUCAUCCUCAGUACUUGAUCAACGUGUCCCGCUACUGGCUCAACCUUGGGGUGCGGGCCAAGCGCAUCAGCACCGGCCUCAUCCUGGUGACAGCGGCCCUGGAGCUCUGCGAGGAGGUCCACUUGUUUGGCUUCUGGGCUUUUCCCAUGAACCCCUCGGGGCUCUUCAUCACCCACCACUACUACGACAACGUGAAGCCGCGCCCCGGCUUCCACGCCAUGCCCUCCGAGAUCUUCAACUUUCUCCACCUGCACAGCCGGGGCAUCCUCCGUGUCCACACAGGCACCUGCAAGUGCUGCUAACGAGGCGGGCAGCCGGCCGGCCUGUCUCUCCAGCCCUUUCCUCUCUUUUUUCCUUGCAGCAUCAGCGGACAGCAGGCAAACGUGCUUGGAGUAGAGGGCCAUAUCCGGCUUUUUAUGCAAUAGUUUUUGAAGAAUGGGGCUUCCUAUCUCCUGUAUUCUGGGGUGGGUUGGGUGGGAAGAAGAUGGGGGAAAUGGGGUAAAGUCACUCCUAUCGAUGGGUGUUGUCCCUCCUUAUCCUCUGCCCAAGGGGUAAGUCGCAUUGGCAGAGCCAGGAGGGGAGCCCUGGAAAUAUCAAUGAAUAAGCACAUUGCUGCUAAAUUUCAGCAACUGAGUGAGCACAAGCUGUCACGGCUAUUUCACAGCUUCAGAAAAUCACUGAAGAGCUAGCAAUGGUGGAGGAGUAAGGACUUUGAUUUUUAACAUGGUUUGCUUUCCGGAAUUUCACCAUGGGCUUUUAGUGACUUUUCCGUGUUGAUCACACAGCCAUAGAAUAUCAUUGCUGAACUGGAUCUUGGAGACCAUCUGGUCCAACUGUCUCUUUUUACAGAGGCAGAAACUGAAGUCUAGAGAAGGUGAACUUGAUCAAGGUCACCCACCCCAACUGACUUCACUCUUUUGCCAUAGUAGGGUCUGGUCCAGGGCUCUUUGACUAAGUGGGUAUUUUUUGUUGUUUGUUUGUUUGUUUUUAGAACUAAAAAAAUCUUUAUUUUCUUCUCAGUGCCUACAGGCUUAACUUUGGGUUUGAAACUUUGAGAAAGGAAAUAAGCCAGAUCAGCCAACUAAACUAAGAUGUCCAAGGCCAGUGUUACAAACUCAUUAAGAGCAUAGCAGCUCAUUUUCUCAUCUGCCUUCUUGUUCUUAGCUACAUUUCAGCCAGGGGAUAUUUAUUAGAUAUAUCUGGAUGCCUUGGAGGGUCAACACCACCCUAAAGUGAACAAUUUAAUGCCUCUACAUAGUAAAAAGCCUGACCUAAUGUGAGCUGCCUUGAUGGGAAGAGUUGGUCCUGUCCAUCAGACACCAGCAUUAAUUUCUUCUAUUGGGUGUUAAAGGAUGAGGAAGAAAUCCUAAAGACCGGUUCCUCCCUCUUUCAGAUUGAUGAUCUUCAGGACACAGGCCCAGAGGGUCUAAGCUGUGGAUGGGUCUAAGCCUGGUAGAAGUUAGCUAUGCUUGUAUCUAGUCUAGACUAUGUGAAUAUGAUGUUGCCUCCUGCCUGUGACUUGUACCAUUUCUCCCUCCUCCCUGCCCCUUAUCCUGCCUUUGGGGUUCCUGUGUAUUGAAUAGACUUUUAAUCAAUUGCCUUAGGACUUAGGUAUCCCAUCAGAGACUUGUAGAAUGUCAGAUCGGGAGGGGACAUUAGAGCUCAUCUGGUCUGACCCCCUUAGUUAACUGACAGAGGAAUCAACUUGAGUCCCAGAGAGGGGGAGUGAUUUCCUCAGUGUCACGUAACUGGUAAGUGGUGGGCUCUAGGUUUGAAUCCAUCUCUCCCGCUCUGCUUGGUGAAGCCUCUGGCCAUUCUUGCCCUACAUGUGUCCUUUCUGGCCAAGUUUAAAUUCUGCAUCCCAGAGAAGAAUUUUCAGAGAAAUCUCCCCUCUAUCCUGGCUGACCUUGAAAUACUUUUGCCCUAUAUUCUGCAGAGUGGGCUGCUGCUCCUUCUUUCACGAGACUCAGAUAUCGCACCUGCUCUAUGAACAAUAUUCGUGCCAAGAAUACAAAAAGAUAAUAAGGCCUUGCAUUGGUACAGAGAUUUAUAUUUAUCAAAGUGCUUUCACAUCUCUUCAGGGCUGCCCCUAGAAUACAAAGAACUGGCAUGAUGGCUCUGGGGUCUGGGCUAUGGGAGCCUCACAUGGCUACUGGGAGCAGGUGGUUGGGCAGUGUUUCAGGGAGGCACCCAGUAGGGGAGAAAGCUUUGGCCAACCUUGCCAUCUGGUGCUUUAAAAGACCUGAGACUCCUAAUCAUCCCACCCACCUAUGAAACCCCCCAUCCAGGACUGGAGUGGGCUAGGACUGGAUGCCUAUCCCCAGGCCUCCCUUAGGCUACAUGGCUUCUUUUUUUGACAUUUCUUAUCCCUUUUCUCUUUUACAGUCCCCUUGAGGGCUACUAACUUGAUUUCACCUGUAUAUAAAUACUGGGAGAAGGGAAAGUCUAUACAUAUGAUUUACCUGAGACCACAUCCAUUUAGAGAUAUAGCUCCUCUGUUCAUUGUCUUUGUUAGUGCAGCAGUGUUGUGAGUUAGGUGUAGCAGGUAUUAUUGUUCUUGUUUGACAGAUGAGGAAACUGAGGCAAAGUAACUUCCUCAAUCCUGAUUGCAUUUCUUCAACAGGGUAUGAUUGGAACAGGAUGAUGGUAACUUCGUUUGGAAUUCUGGGGAUCUGAGUUGCCACUAAGAGUUGAUUAGGGUCAAGGAUAGGUGGUCAGGGCAGGGGAUGAGACACAUAGUUCUUCUGCUCACCUGCAUAUGAUGGCAGUUUUGCUUUAGAAAGAAAUGGCAUGACUAAGGAUUUGGAGGCAUUGAGCACAAUCCAAAUAGUGUGAUCACAGGCAGAUGGGAAUCAGAUUCUAUUUGUAUCAUGCUAGAUAAUAAAGGUAUUAAGAAAGAUAGGUAGGAAAGGGUUUGACCGCUGUUUAGCUUUGAGGGUACAGUACCAAGUGAGCCACCUAUAGGACAUAAACUUCCAAUUGUUUUCCUCCUCCAGUAGUGGGAAAUGGGUCUACACUGAACUAUCCACUUAUGACCAGUGGCGCACUCUUGUGUGAUGGUGAGCCUGGAUUUGGGGUCCAUCUACGAUCAAGGUUGGAGACAGUUUGUGACCUCUGGGUAUGAGUGCAGUCUGGAUGGAGCUGGAGGUAGUCAGAAGUGAGAGGUUUGCAUUUGUCAUCACAAAGGAGGUUUAGAUAAGAGCAAGGCUAGUUGCAGCUUCCUAGACAGGUCACUUCUAAUAGUUGCUCCCAAGUGAACAGCUGUACCAGGUUUUACUUUCAGAGGCCCAGGGACCUGGCUUGCCCUGCCCUGAUCCUAAAAUCAGCAAGACUGAGCACAAUGGGGCUUUUUAGACUUUUCUAUUCCCUCCCCACUUUAUUUAAAUAAUAGCAACAAUAUUAACCGUUGGGUGAUUGAGAGGCACUCUGGGGCCUCUCGGAUAGAGAAUUGACUUUAAAAUCAAGAAGACUUGGCUUCAAGAACAUGCUGGUUGUGUGAUCAUGGGCAAGUUAUUUAACAUUUUAAUACUCUAAAUUAGGAAAUAGUGCUGAUCUGCACUGGGAGAAAUUCCCUUUGCCAGUGAAAGCAAAGUUCCAGACCCCCUUCUCCCCCAGUGAUAAUGACUAAGGUUUACAUAAUGAACAGAAGCCAUUAUAUUAAACAAAAACUUUUAAAAGAACUUCUGGGUCUAGUAAGUUUGGUGGAGUUUCACAACUUGAAGUUAUCAGCAACUGUUCUGUCUUUUUCACUCUAAGGAGAGCCUCCAGCUUUCUCCUACUCAAGUUUCAAGAAACCCAAAGCCCAGGGCUCCUAGCCAGUCUCUAGCCUUCUGGUAUGCUGCUGCUAUUGGGGCUGCAUUGCAGAUUUGCUCUGACCUAGCCUUCACACAUCCUGCUAGCAUGCACUCACUCUGUCCUCAGAAGGAAGGAGAAUGUCACGCUGGUCUCAGCACUCUUUAGACAUCUUUUCCUGUACCCACUUCAUUGUACCUCUUCCUCUAAAGAAAACUGAAGGGGAAGACAACAAUGGAAAGAAGUAGGGGGCAGUGACUCAGGUCUUGGUGCCAAUUCAUUGGCGAUCUUUUUGUUCUCCCAACGAAGGGUCCUCUUUUAGGUACCAGCCCAGAGUCUCAACAAGGACCAAUCUGGAAGGCUCUGGAUCUAUUAGAGGAAAAACCUCAAGUGGUGUGACCUGGAGUCCAUCUAUGAGGGUUGUUCCUUUUCUGAUUAGAGACACUUUGCUUAGCAGUCUGUACCAUGGAACAGUUUCUCCAGAGAAACUGAUCCAGUGCUUACCACAGUGCCUGGCACUUAGUGGGUGCUUAUAAACGUUUAUUGACUGAUCCACACAGGAUAAAACUUGGGACCUGGGCUUCAUCAGUAUGCUGUUUGGAACCAUUGCUCUAUCUUCUUGCUAAAGGAACAACAACAUUCAUUUAGACACCUGCUAUGUGCUGGGCACUGUACCAGGCACUGAGGAUGCAAAUAGAAAAGUGAAGCAAUACCUGCUCUCAAGUUGUUUAUAGACUUUUGGAUAAAAGGCUAUAUUUUCAGUCCUGAAGACCCAUUUGGUUAGUUGCUGCUCAAUUGGUCUGGGUCUAGGGGAUCAUUGUGUGACUGACUCAUGUUGGAGGUUACUCUAGGGCUAGGGUUAGGUGACUCAGUCUAAUUGUACCCGAUUUAUUGUUUGUUGGGUUAAAAAAAAUAAUUCCUGUAGUUGGAACUUUCCGGUUGUUAAAAAAAAAACCCAAACCACUUGCUUUAUGUUAGGCUUAAUUCCCCUGGAGCUGGAGAGGCACCUUCAUCCUUCCAAGUGCUUGUCAGAAAGAAUGUGGGCUCUCUUGUGGGCUGUCUUCACAAGAAUUUCCAUUCCCCAAGGGAGACAGGAGACUAGCUCAUCAUCUUCACCUGGACAAUUAUAGGACACUAGGAUUUAGAGCAGGAAGGAAACUUAGCUAUCACAUAAUCCAAUCCCUUCAUUUCGCAGAUAAGAGAACAGGGGUUCAGAGAGGUCACUCAACUAGCUGGUGGCAGAACUUGAAUUCAAAUCCCUUCAAAAUCCAGUGCCCCUUCCACAGCACCUCACCAUCAAUUCCUUCAUUCUCUGGGCAUCCAUUCUCCUUUAGGCCAAGGCCUCGGCUUUGUGUGCAUCUCAGAGCAAGUAUGAGUGGAAAGUUUGUAAACCCAUUAAAAGCUCUGUUAGCAGUUUAUUACUGAACUCCCAGUGCUCCAUCAUGGGGUUCUGAAAAGGUAUCAGGAAUGAGAGAGGAUUCAGAAGGCAGAGUUGAGACUGAAGAGAUGAGAGCUUGCUAGGGUAUUGAAAGUAAAGAGACAGUAUAUAUGUGUGUGUGUGUAUUUUAGUGACACUGAGAUGUGAAAGUUAAUUGCCAAUGAAUUAUCUUGAAGGCUGUCUUAUUUUAGUGAGGCUAUUCUUUUAUUCCUCUUUGCAUGCUAGAUAUUUCCUGAGAUGUGGUACGUAAAUUGAUUUUUUUUUGGUCAAUCAAAUACUAUUUUAAGUGUACCAGGUGAGUCACUUGGUGCUUAAAUGAACACUUUCCACCCCUUACCUAAUAUUUAGUAAAACAAAAGAUUCUUUCUCUUUCAAGUGAAUAAUCUGAACUACCCCUUCUCUCUCCCCUGUUCUUAAAUUGUUCUUUAUGCAAAUGAUGGCAUUCUUGGGCUUUGCUCUAAGUGCUUAUGCUGGUACAGCAAAUGGAUCUUCAUACAUGAGGAGAAAUAGAAUAUGAAGGAAAUACUGAGUCACCUCACUUGGUUCAUUCAAGUUGAGUGAAUGGGGGUGAGUCAUGGAGAGUGGUAUUUAAUUUCUAAAUCAGCAAGGUGAAUGAUUUACAUGAAAUGAAGCCCAAGACCUAGGAGAGGGAAUUGGAGCCCCCAGUUUCUCCAGAUCUUCUCUUUCUCUACAGAUACUGUGCUCUUUCCACCUUUUGACAGCCUCCAUGGGAUUUUCAUCUGGGUUUGUGUAUCUGUCAGGAGCCCUGCAGUUUAGGACAUUUAGCCUUCCCCAUACCAAAUUUCCAUGAUGCCAGUUUGAGAUUCCUAGGAGGUCCCAUGUCACUGCUAUUCCCUUCCUUUCAUAGACUCAGAAAUUUGCAUUUGUUUAGAUAUUGUCUCUACUAAUUCAGAUUGUAAACAUUCUAAGCCUUUUUAUGCUUCCCAGUGAUUUUCCUUGUCCUUCUCCAAAUUGUUGAAAGAGAAUCACCUAAUGGUCUGAAGGCCUUCAUCUGGGGCUCUUCCUUAAGUUGCCCAUUGGUUUUCCUUUGCUUUCUCCCACAUGUUUAGCUUACCUGCUUUUCCAGUCAAACAUGUCCUUCAUCAUAGCCUUGGCAAUCCUUUGGAUCAUAAACCUAGAGAUGGAAAUGGCCCUGGAAACAUCAUUUUCAACUCAUUCAUUUUUGCAAAUGAGGAACUGAGGUAUAGAGGGAUUAGAUGACUUGCCCAUGGUCACACAGCUAAUAAAUCUGAGGCAAGACUUGAACCUAGAUCUUGGUUCCAAGUCUAGUGCCCUAUAAAUUACAAAUUAUUGGAGAUAUGUCACAGUAUACUUUUACCUACAGAUGCCUCUUCCUAUUUUCCACUUAGAUGGCCUGAAAUUUUGAUUUUUUAAAAAAUCAGUUGUGGUACUUUCUGAUGUUUGGUCAAAUAGCAUGUCUAGUAUUCAGGGAAGAAACUCAGUAGAUUCUCUGUGUCUAGAAUAUAUUCCCUGAAGUCAGUGAGCUAACAAUUCAUCUAAGGCUUCUCAAAUGCUUCCAGGGUCCAAACUUUCUAAUCCUAUUAAUGUUAAAAAAAAAGAAGACAACCAGGCAGUAGUUCCUUAAAGGGCCAACUUUAAGCCCAGUGAAGGACAAAUAGCAUUGCAUUAUUUUGAAGCUUCAAAAGACCUGUGAUUUUCUUGGUGUAGGUGCUCCAUCCACCAGUAUAAAUCACAACCCUUCCAUGCCUAGUAGGCAGUCUUCAUAAGUUUGUGAGGGGCCAAAAGAUUUCAUCACCUGAUGGGUAACCUUGUGAUUAAUGACCCCUACAAACAAGCCAAGCUUCAAACAAUAGACAUAACAUUUAUUACCAGAUUAGUAUUCAAGUCUUUUUCGGUUUGGAAAAGAUCAGUCAUAGCGUUUACUUUGCUGGCAAAGCAUCCAGAAACCAAGGUUACUUCUGUGGAAUCAGAGAAAAGCCAGCAAAGGAGGAGUCCCUCAGGUCAAAGCAAUUUUUUUUAAAUUUAAAUUUUUUAUUUUUUACUACUACUUUCCCCCUUUUCCUACAGGAACCUCCACAGGCUUCCUUGCUUUUGGGAUAAUGAUAAAUUUCUUUCAACUUCCAGCAUACCCCUGGCAGCUAGUAGCAUGCCUUCUAGAUUACUCUGGAGGGUUGCUUAGCAAUACUGGAGUAACAGGGUAGAGCUGAUCAUUUUGUCCUCUCUUUUUAUAUCCUAAUCGUUGCUGUCUUCACAUCUUCAUCACCACAGUCUUUUACAUGCAUAUAGUACUUUAUGCUUCUCAAAUCCCAAAUAAUCCUUAUUUGAUGCUCACUAUACUGUAUAGUCGGGAAAAGGUAUCAUUUCCCUCAUUUUACACAUGAGAAAACUGAAGCAUAGGCUAGCUAAGUGAUUUGAGCAAGGAUACACAAAAUAAGACAAAUAUUUACUCAUCAACAAUUUAUUUAUUGCCUACUAAAUGUAAGAUACUGCUACAGAUGUCAGGAAACAACAGAGAUAGAAAAGACACUGUUACUGCUUUCAUGGACAUUAUGGUUUAGGGCAAGGGACCUAGGGGCAGUGGUAAUGAUGGUCCUGAAGGGACAGCUCCCAAUGAUUUCUCUUGCAUGUCUGUCUUGAGCCAGUAAUCUCUUCAACCUUCUCCCAGCUUGGGGCCCUAGUAAAACAGGAAUGUGGAUAGGCUGGGCCAUCGAAUUCUCACAGAAUAGAAUAGAAACAUUAAAAAGGAAAUAGUACAAAGGCAUGUAAGAUAGAUGCAAAUGAUUAGGGCACAAAGGUGGGAAAGGUUCCCAUGAGCUAAUCUGAUCAUUUAUUAAAAAAUAUUUAUUGAGGGCUCAAUACUCAAGUGCAGAGUUAAGGAAGACCACUGAGGAGUUAGGGCUUGAGCUAGCAUGUGAAGAAGUGGUAGGAUUUGGAAAAAAGAAGGGAUGAUAUUUUACAUGGGAGAAAUAGCAUGAGCAAAUGAAUAAAUGCCCAGAGGCAGGAGUAAGCAUGAUAUCCAGGUAACUAGUCUGGCAACAGCAUAGGCUAUCUAUAGUAGGAGGAAUGGGAGUCAAUAGCAGAGCUGAGACUAUAACUCAGGGUUCUCAACUCUCAGUUCAUACACUCUGCCCACAACUGUAUGUAAGCUGAAAGCAUAAAGGUUGGAAUUGAUACAUUAAACAGAAAUGGGACAUUGGACCUCAUGAGGUAAAAUCCCUUACCUUCUAUGUAUGUUGCUCCCUCACAGACUGGCAUAGAAAUAAGCCACUAUGAGAACUUGGUUCCUACCUCAACCCCUUCUUGCACUGAUCCCAGGUUUCUCUCCCUCAGGGAAUGGAUCCUCAUCCCAGCCAUGAGGAUGCUCCAGUAGGUACUUAGCUGGAUCUGGUGUUUCAAAGUUCUGCUUUCAGUCCUUCUAGCACUACGGUUCUAAUGGAAGAUUUUUGAUGCAUUACAAGGAAACUACAAUCUGGCAAUUUGAAAUUGUUGGGAACACUUAUAAGAACCCAGAAACAAAUGAAAAAAUGGCCUCUCCAUGUUUGAGUCUCACUGAGGAGAGCCCUUCACUAAAAUAUAGGGCAGCAAAAUUAUAGAUAUCAAUUGAUCCCUGUGAUAGAAAGACAAGGUUAAAUCAUAUCCUUUAUCUUCUGUUUAAGAAGACAAAGAUGUAGUAAUCCAUUUUAGAGAGAUUUUCUUCUAAAAUAUUCACAAUAAAGAAAAAAGUUUUAAUGUUUAGAGGACAUAUUUCAUUCAUACAUGAAAUCGUUUUUGUAAAGUAGUGGUUGAUUCCUGCUCUUGCACUCUUCUCCUGAGAAUCAGCCCUUAGAAAUGAGAGGGUUUUAGUUGUCUCUUUGCCAAGAGGGAGAGAGCAUAUUCUCAUUUUAGCUACUCGAACUUCCUUCAGGGAAGAUUCUGUGCUGAAAAAGUACUGGUGCUAGGGCAUAUUCUCUCCUCCUCCUCCUCUUCUUCCAACUCUGUUCCCAAUGUUAGCCCGAACUUAUGCUGGGUUUAAGUGGAAGAAACACUUAGCAGCCAAGCUGGCUUCCAAGACUGGCCCUCUUAUCUGAGGAGUGCUUAUCAAUUGAAUAAUAGCAAUUCCUUAUAUUUAUGUCAAUAGCCUUUUACAUUUUUUAUUUCCAGUAUCUCAUCUAAACUUCACAAUAUGCCAGUGAGGUAGGAAGGUAUGCAUUGUUCUCAUUUUAUAGGCAGAUUCUCCAGUCAUAGAUUAAGAUCUGGAAGGAAAGUUAGAAGUAAAGUCUCAUCCCUUCAUUUUAUAGAUGAGAAGCCAAGACUAGUCCUCUGACUCCUACUGUCUAGUUCAAAGCUCUUUUUACUAUGCCAUGCUGGUCCUCCAGCAGACUCCUUCCAUUGUAACUUGAGACCACCAAAGCUCCAUUUGCUUUGCCAAAACCAUGGGACAUGGUCUUGGUGUCAGAGUGAACAGGCUCAUUUUGCUGAAUGAAUUGAUGUCUUUUGCUUAUGGAGAAGAGUGCAGCUGGAAUCCAUUUUAGAAAAGUAAAUUCCCCAAGGGCAGAUAAAAAUACCAGUAACAAUAUUUUGUAUCUGUAGUAGCACUUAAUCCUCUUCAUGGAGCCCAUUUGAUCCUCAUGAUGUCCUUGUGAUAUAGGAAGGGCAGGGAUUACCUUCCCCAUUUUAAAGAAGGGAAAACUGAGUCCCUGAAGAGGUUAAAUUUUCAAACUGAGCUUAAGGGAAUAGAUUAUUUGCUUCCUAGCCUGGUAAUCAUACCAAAUACCUAAUGAAGAUUGAGAAUAGUGAAGAAAGAUUUAUCAUCAAUAUUAGUGAUAUUGGUGUAGAUUGGGGUAGGCCUGUGAAGUGGGUGCAGGGCGGGGGACGAUUUUAAAUAAUUGGUGAGAUAACAAGAAUCCCAUGGGGUAAGAAUGUAUAUGAGAAAACAACCAGUGCAAACUAGGAUAGUACAAGCAGGCGCCUUUGUACAGAGCAGGACUUUCUUGUAGGAAUGAAGUUGUGAGUCAGGGGCAGCAGUGGUUCUGAAUGGACAGCUCCCAAUGGUUUCUUUUGCACAUGCCUCUUGAGCCAGCAAUCUCCCCAACUUUCUCCCAGAUUGGGGUCCUAGUAAAACAGGAAUGUGGUUAGGCUGGGCCAUCACAUUCUAACAGAAAAGCCCAACCUCAGGACUGGUGACCCUUAGACUUGGGAUGGUUCGUAGAAAAAGGAGAACUCCUUAACCUCCUCCCCUCACCUGCCAGUCAACAUGGUCCAUGUUGGGUUCUAGAUGCAGUUCUUUUAGCCUUGGGGGAUUGGCUGCCAUGGUGUUCUUCACCAAGAGGUACGAUUCUAACAACAGUUUGCUCUUUUUUCUGGCUACUUCUGGGGAAAGACAACUCUGCCUGAGUUGAUUUAGACAGGCAUCUGAGCUGCCCCAAGAGGGUGAGCUCUGUUGUGUGUUCUGGUUCCCUUCCUGGACUUGUCUGAAUGUUCUUUUAGAAAGCCAUAACUCUUCUUAAAAACCUGUAUUGGUUGAACUGUGAUAUACAUAUAUACAUAUAAAUAUAUAUUUUAAAGAAAUCUAUCAGUUACUCUCAGUGACUGUCAAAAACGGGUUUGCCCUGCAGUAUGGUUUCAAGUUGAUGCAAAAAAAUCAAAAACAAAAAACUGAAACCCCAUGCAAGAAAUGUUGGGUGAGCAUAAGCUCCAGUGGAAAAAUCUGGAGCUCUCCUUUUCCUUGUCUUACCCGGUGGUGCAUACCCUAUGUGGUUCCCUUCCUGUCCUCCCCUGCUGAGUAUUUAGCCUCUGAGCCCCACAGGGAUGGGCACCCUUUUAUAUGACUCAUGUCUGAGUAGGCUCUUUGUGGCUGCAGAAAGUGAGGUUGUCACAGUGCUGGGCCCUGUGGAUUCCCACUUCCCUGCAAUCUGUCUGUCCUCAGUUUUCCCCUCCUACUCCUCAAAUGAGAGGCCUUUCCUAGUGAAGAACAGUGAAACUUGGGAUGUUUCCUUCAAUGGAAAACAAUACUCCUAUGAUGGAAGACUUUGAUCUGUUUGUGGACCCUAGACUUUUGCUAAGAAUGAACCUCUAUUUAUUAGUGUGUUUAGGGGUGAGGGAAGGCUGUGGGAAAGGGCUUAUCCCAUUUAAAGGGGGAAGGGAAGCCAUUGUGUCUAUUUUAUUUUCCUGAAGAAUUUUGUUUCCUGGAGCCAGUUUGCAAAAAUUUUCCUUUGUGAUGUUAACUCAGAGGUGUGAUCCCAAGGCUUGGUGCUGCUAAAGCCAUGCCUAAAACUGUAAUCAGGGUAUUUUUGCUUCUGUCACUGUGUUUGAAAGGCCAUUAAUUCUACCUAAUAAACUGAAUCCCAAAGUUUCAUCUGGAAA